Neodiprion virginianus is the source of this 1705-nucleotide messenger RNA. Its product is annotated as probable E3 ubiquitin-protein ligase makorin-1. The record is from RefSeq and is a predicted model, not a curated record. Lineage: Eukaryota; Metazoa; Arthropoda; Insecta; Hymenoptera; Diprionidae. Gene Ontology annotation, biological process: protein polyubiquitination. Gene Ontology annotation, molecular function: ubiquitin protein ligase activity; metal ion binding. The transcript is spliced from 6 exons. The coding region runs from base 294 to 1553 and encodes 419 amino acids.
CAUCGUUCGUUUGUUGCCAGCACCCAGCAGUCUCGGCUGUGACAGGAGAAAAAGUCUGGGGGCACGAGAUCAGCCCUGUUUGAAGGGCAUAACCGCAGGCAUAUAACGGCAAACAGGCGACCCUGAGGAUUGAUCCGUGAAUUUGGAGACAUUUUUGAUCCAGGGAACAAUUCAUCUGCAAGAAAUCAUCCUUCGCAUAAAGUUUUGAAUAUCCAAAUACCCGAAAUCGUGCCUGAUAAGUGCGCGGCUCGCUGCGGUCGCGCAUACGAUUGUUACGACGCGAGCUCAACAAAAUGGCUGAUAUCUGGAAACAAAGCGUUGUAUGCCGGUACUUUGUAAAUGGCAUCUGUCGGGAAGGAAAUAAUUGCAGAUACCAACAUGUUCAGGGCGCAAGACAAGAUCCGGCCCCCAGUACUGCAGCAGCAGACCAAAAUACUUCACCCAACACAGGUCCAUGCCGUUUCUUCAAACAGGGCUCAUGCAAGUUCGGUAGCCGAUGCAAAUUUAGGCACUCUUCUCGCGACGAACCUGCGCCUUCUACCGCUGGCGCUUCGUCAUCUCAUACUAAAACCACUGCUCCAAGCAAGAUGACAAAUUUUUUACCAGAAAAUAAUGGUAAAGAGGAGCGUCCACGUGCAGAGGAAUGGGUGAAAGCGCCAGAAUUCGUUCCCUCGUGCCUGUCAGCUGCGUCAUCCUCAACUUCAGAAUCAGCUAGCACCUCAGCCUCAACCUCAACACCUUUAUCUUAUGCCCAGGCAUUAAAUCCUCAUGGCCAAACCUCGAAUCCAGCCUCUGAACCUCUUUGUCCGUAUGCGGAGGCCAGCGGUAUCUGCAAAAAAACAGACUGCACAUACCUGCACGGAGACAUGUGCGAACUGUGUGGCAGAGCUGCUCUGCAUCCGCACAAUGAGGAACAUCGAAAAAGACAUACAAAUGCCUGCGUCAAACAGCACGAAGUCAAUAUGGAGUUGUCGUUUGCAAUUCAGAGAAGCAGAGAAAAAUCGUGUGGUGUUUGCUUUGAAACGAUUAUGGAAAAGUCGUCGCGAGAACAGAGAUUUGGUAUAUUGCCCAACUGCAAUCACUGCUUCUGCUUGACCUGCAUAAGGAAGUGGCGGCAAGCUAAACAGUUUGACAAUAAAAUUAUCCGCGCUUGUCCCGAGUGUCGCGUCGCGUCUGACUUUGUCUGUCCUAGCAUGUAUUGGGUUGAUACCAAGGAAGAAAAGGAAAAACUGAUCGUCGAUUACAAAGAAGCAUUAAGCACCAAGGACUGCAAGUAUUUCAACAAGGGUCGUGGAAAAUGUCCCUUUGGUAAUAAGUGCUUUUAUCUACACGCCUUGCCAGAUGGUACAAAAACAGAUGUCGGACCGCCUGUGCGGCACCAUCGCUAUGCCGAUGCUGACAUAGACUUUCUACAACAGAUGAUCUUGUGGGACUUCCUUGACGAGCGAGAUAAUCGUUGGAUGUAUAGCAUUGACGACCUGGAAGAAAUCGUUGCCUUUUUCUCUGAUUCCGAAGACUCCGAUUGGUCAGAGUAUGAAUUAUUUUUUGAUUAGUUCACAGCCGCUACCCUAAUCUUCGUCUUCUCAUUUAAUUUCGUGUUAAAAUUAACAACCACAUCGUAGUUAUAACUUUCUGCGAGCCAAAUUCAAAUACCUACCUUGCAACCAUUGCUGUUAUACUUGCUGCCGUCAAAACUCUACAAUUU